AUGUCGACAAAGGGUCUCCACCGGUUUACGCUAGAGAAAUUCUCUAUGUGCACCGAAGUCGAAUCCGAAAAGCACAUUCUAAAUGAUUCUUUUACAGUUGGUGGCCACCGAUGGGCAUUGGUCGUCUUUCCCGUUUUUCCCCUUCCGCAUACCGAUCGAAGAAAAAAGGCAAUGGCUCCGAAGCAGCCAAACAGUGGUCUAUUUGUGGGUUUGAAGAAGGGCCAUGUUGUUACCCCCAAGGAAUUAGCCCCCCGCCCCUCGGAUAGGAAAGGGAAAACAAGCAAGAGGGUGCAUUUUGCGAGGAGUCUCAUUAGAGAAGUUGCUGGGUUUGCUCCUUAUGAGAAGAGAAUAACCGAGCUUCUUAAAGUUGGAAAGGACAAGCGUGCCCUCAAGGUUGCCAAGAGAAAAUUGGGCACCCACAAGAGGGCAAAAAAGAAGAGAGAGGAGAUGGCUGGUGCUCUUCGCAAGAUGAGGGCUGCUGGAGGUGGCGAAAAGAAGAAGUGA
Molecule: messenger RNA, 504 nt
Organism: Striga hermonthica
Lineage: Eukaryota; Viridiplantae; Streptophyta; Magnoliopsida; Lamiales; Orobanchaceae
Source: the annotation of a GenBank genome assembly